CCUAUCCCCAGCUCAUUCUAAACAUCCUAACCCUGUUAGUGCUAUUCCAAAUGAUGGUUGGUGCUAUUCCAAAUUUGAUAGUUGGUGCUCAUCAGAAAAUUGCCUUCAAAAUUAAGUGUAGCAGCAUCAGAAAUUGCCUUCAAAAUUUCUUCUAUCAUGCUUGAUGAUGUUUAUUAUUUAUUUCGUGCUCUAAUUUCUUCUCCUUGUUCUAUGAAAUUUCUCAGUCAUCAUUUAGAAUCACAGCAACUGCUGUUGUAUUAGAGUUCAACCAUGCUGCCCAGAUAAAGAAGAAAAUAAAGUUUACUGGUGAACCUUGCAAGAUCUACAAGAAAACAGCAUAUAUCAAAAAUAUGUUUACUUCAGAUCUUGAAAUAGCCAAAUAUGAAGGUGUAGCAAUUCGAACUGUCAGUGGAAUUCGUGGACAAGUAAAAAAGGCUGCAAAAGAAGUGAUUGGCAAUAAAUCAAAGAACGAUGACAUCCCGUCAAAGGGAGGGAUUGCAAGGUGCACAUUUGAGGACAAGAUCCUUAUGAGUGAUGUAGUAUUCUUCACAACAUGGGUUAAUGUGGACGUUCCAAAAUUUUUUAAUCCAUUGACAACAGCUUUGCAACCUCGUGAUCGAGCUUGGAAAGGAAUGAAAACUGUUGCAGAAUUGAGGAGAGAACUGGCUCUUCCAGUUCCUGUCAAUAAGGAUUCUCUGUACAAGCCAAUUGAGAGACAACCGAAGAAAUUCAAUCCACUGAUCAUUCCCAAGUCUCUGCAACAAGCACUCCCGUUCAAAACAAAGCCCAAAGAUAUUCCUAAAAGAGUUAAUGGACUUCUUAAAGAUAGGAGACCUGUUAUCGCAGAACCUGAUGAGAAGAAAACCCUAAAGCUGGUUCAACACUAUCAGCUGAUUCGUCACAGCAAGGAAAAGAAGAGAAAACAAAAGGAUGAAGAAAAGAGAAAAAAGUUGGAGGCUCAAAAGGCAAAAGAAGAGGUGGUGUCAAGAAAACGGCAGAGAGAGGAACGGCGAGAAAGAUACCGUCAACAAGAUAAACUAAGCAAGAGAGCACGCAAAACAUCUGAAGACUAGAUAUAUCUCUACAAAUACUACCAGUUUUACAUUUUCCAACCAGAUUUAUUUGGGAGUAUUUCCUUGAACACUGAAGCGGUGAGUUUCAGAACUGCUUCCUACUCGUUAAUCGUUUGCUUCCAUUACACCAUCUUCAGAUGGAGAAGGACAGUACCAGUUAGAGGCAACUUGUGCUUUGUAGCCUUUAGAGAAUGGUAUUCUAGGAAAAAUAGAUAAAUUUUGCUCUUGUUUUCUACCUGUAAGUAAAACAACAGGGCGUUUUUGUAAUAGCCCUCUGUACUCUAGUAUCACGAUAAUUCGUUCACUGCUUUAUGUGCCUUUUCCGUUCAGUUUCAUUUUAUUAUUAUUUUUUUCUUUUGGUGAGAAAACUAAGUUUUCAGCAGUUAGUGAACUAAUUCCAUACAAGUUUUUUCG
This is a messenger RNA of Chenopodium quinoa (quinoa), 1487 nucleotides long. Its product is annotated as ribosome biogenesis protein BMS1 homolog. Gene Ontology annotation, molecular function: GTP binding; GTPase activity; U3 snoRNA binding. The transcript is spliced from 4 exons. Gene Ontology annotation, biological process: ribosome biogenesis; endonucleolytic cleavage of tricistronic rRNA transcript (SSU-rRNA, 5.8S rRNA, LSU-rRNA); maturation of SSU-rRNA from tricistronic rRNA transcript (SSU-rRNA, 5.8S rRNA, LSU-rRNA). The record is from RefSeq and is a predicted model, not a curated record. The coding region runs from base 351 to 1073 and encodes 240 amino acids. Gene Ontology annotation, cellular component: 90S preribosome. NCBI's taxonomy places the organism in Eukaryota, Viridiplantae, Streptophyta, Magnoliopsida, Caryophyllales, Amaranthaceae.